AUGUUUCCGACAGUAAUACUGCUCAUCUUCUGCAGUUUUCUGCAAUCUGCCGCAUUUGAAGGAAAUUAUUGGCCCUACAUUAUUAUCCAUAACCAGAAAGAAUCUCUGCAAAGGAUUUUGAGCAAGGAUUCCUGUUCUACCUGGGGUGGAGGGCAUUUUUCAACCUUUGAUAAAUACCAGUAUGACUUCACUGGGACCUGCAACUAUAUCUUUGCAACCGUAUGUGAUGAGACCAGUCCAGACUUCAACAUUCAGUUCCGCCGUGGGCUGGACAAAAAAAUUGUGAGGAUCAUUAUUGAGCUGGGACCUUCAGUUGUCACUGUUGAGAAAGGCAGCAUUUCUGUCAGGAGUGUUGGUGUUGUUAAGUUGCCUUACACCAGCAAUGGAAUUCAAAUAGCACCUUAUGGACAAAACAUCCGCCUGGUGGCCAAGCUGAUGGAGAUGGAGCUAGUUGUCAUGUGGAACAAUGAUGACUAUCUCAUGGUUUUAACUGAAAAAAAAUAUAUGGGGAAAACCUGUGGAAUGUGUGGAAACUAUGAUGGUUUUGAAUUGAAUGAAUUUGUGAAUGAAGGUAAAUUGCUGGAUACAUAUAAAUUUGCAGCAUUACAAAAAAUGGAUGAUCCAUCAGAGAUCUGCCUGUCUGAGGAGAUAGCAGUUUCCACCAUUCCUCACCAAAAAUACGCCAUGAUCUGCUCUCAGCUACUUAACUUGGUGUCACCAACCUGCAGUGUGCCAAAGGAUGGAUUUGUCAUUCGUUGCCAGCUUGAUAUGCAGGACUGCAGUCAGCCAGGACAAAAAAAUUGCACUUGCUCUACACUGUCAGAGUAUUCAAGGCAAUGUGCUAUGUCCCACCAAAUGGUGUUCAACUGGAGAACUGAAAACUUCUGCUCUGUGGGAAAAUGUUCUGCUAACCAAAUCUAUGAGGAAUGUGGUUCUCCAUGUAUUAAAACCUGUUCCAACCCAGAGUACAGCUGUUCCAGUCACUGUACCUAUGGUUGCUUUUGUCCAGAAGGAACUGUUCUUGAUGACAUCUCAAAGAAUCGAACAUGUGUUCACAUUAAGCAGUGUCCAUGUACACUGAAUGGGAAAAUCUAUGCUCCUGGUGAGACAAUGAAAGCAGCAUGUAGGACCUGUAAAUGUAUGAUGGGUCAGUGGAACUGCAAAGACUUGCCCUGCCCUGGAAGGUGUUCGCUGGAAGGAGGCUCCUUUGUUACCACAUUUGACUCUAGAUCAUACAGGUUCCAUGGGGUUUGCACAUACGUUCUUAUGAAGAGUUCCAGCCUGCCACACAAUGGAACCCUAAUGGCUGUAUAUGAAAAGUCUGGUUAUUCCCAUUCUGAGACGUCACUUAGUGCUCUUAUUUACCUAUCUACAAAGGAUAAAAUUGUGAUUUCUCAGAAUGAACUCCUUACUGAUGAUGAUGAACUUAAGCAGCUACCUUACAAAUCAGGAAACGUUACUGUUUUCAGACAGUCCUCGAUGUAUGUUCAAAUGUAUACAACCUUCGGGCUGGAGCUUCUAGUUCAAACAUCACCUGUGUUCCAGGCCUAUGUGAAAGUUGGAUCACAAUUCAGAGGCAGAACCCUAGGUUUGUGUGGCAAUUACAAUGGAGACACUACAGAUGACUUCAUGACUAGCAUGGAUAUCACUGAAGGGACAGCAUCCCUGUUUGUAGAUUCCUGGAGGGCAGGAAAUUGCCAUCCUGCCUUAGAGAGAGAUACCGACCCUUGCGCUUUGAGUCAACUGAACAAAAUAUCUGCUGAGACUCAUUGCUCCAUUCUUACCAAGAAGGGUACAGUGUUUGAGAAAUGCCAUGCUGUGGUGAACCCUAUUCAUUUCUACAAGAGAUGUGUCUACCAAGCCUGUAAUUAUGAAGAGACCUUUCCUUAUAUUUGUUCUGCUCUGGGAUCAUAUGCACGAAUAUGCGCUUCAAUGGGUUUAAUCCUUGAGGACUGGAGAAACAGUAUGGACAACUGUACCAUUGCUUGUACUGGCAACCAAACAUUCAGCUACAACACUCAAGCAUGUGACAGGACAUGCUUGUCACUCUCCAACCGAGCCCUGGAAUGUCAUCCAACUGACAUCCCUAUUGAAGGCUGCCACUGUCCUGAAGGAAUGUACUUGAACCACAAGAAUGAGUGUGUUUAUAAAUCUCAUUGUCCCUGCUAUUUAGAAGAUAGAAAGUACAUCUUGCCUGACCAGUCAACAAUAACUGGUGGGAUUACCUGCUACUGCGUUAAUGGAAGGCUAAGUUGCACGGGCAAACCUCAAAAUCUUGCAGAAAGCUGCAAAGCUCCUAAGAAAUAUGUAUCAUGUUCUGACAGUUUAGAAAACAAGUAUGGAGCUGCAUGUGCCCCUACCUGUCAGAUGCUGGCUACUGGAAUUGAAUGUAUACCCACUAAAUGUGAAUCUGGCUGUGUCUGUGCUGAUGGGCUAUAUGAAAAUCUUGAUGGCAAAUGUGUUGCAGCUGAGGAAUGUCCAUGUGAAUAUGGUGGUCUUGCUUAUGGAAAAGGUGAACAGAUCCAAACAGAAUGCGAGAUCUGCACUUGCACAAAAGGCAAAUGGAAAUGCGUUCAGAAAUCAAAGUGUUCCUCAACGUGUAAUCUGUAUGGAGAAGGCCACAUCACCACUUUUGAUGGACAGCGUUUUGUGUUUGAUGGCAGCUGUGAAUACAUAUUAGCUAUGGAUGGCUGCAGUGUUAAUAGACCUGUUUCCUCUUUCAAAAUUGUUACUGAGAAUGUUGUCUGUGGGAAAUCAGGGGUUACAUGCUCCAGAUCCAUCAGUAUUUACCUCGGGAAUUUAACAUUCAUACUACGAGAUGAAACCUUCACUAUUUCUGGGGAGAAUCCUGGAGUACAGUAUAAUGUGAAAAAGAACGCCCUUUACCUGAUGUUUGAUAUCAUUAUCCCAGGAAAAUACAACAUGACCCUUAUCUGGAAUAAGCACAUGAACUUCUUCAUCAAGAUCUCCAGAGAAACGCAGGAAACCGUAUGCGGUUUGUGUGGGAACUAUAAUGGCAAUAUGAAGGAUGAUUUUGAAACUCGAAGCAAGUAUGUGGCAUCAAAUGAAUUGGAAUUUGUCAAUUCUUGGAAAGAGAAUCCUCUCUGUGCAGAUGUAUACUUUGUAGUGGACCCCUGUAGCAAGAACCCUUAUCGUAAAGCAUGGGCAGAAAAGACAUGUUCCAUCAUCAACAGCCAAGCCUUUUCUGCCUGUCACAACAAGGUGAAUCGUAUGCCAUAUUAUGAGGCCUGUGUUCGAGACUCUUGUGGUUGUGACAUUGGAGGGGACUGUGAAUGCAUGUGUGAUGCCAUUGCAGUAUAUGCCAUGGCAUGCUUAGAUAAAGGUAUCUGCAUUGACUGGAGGACCCCUGAGUUCUGUCCUGUCUAUUGUGAGUAUUAUAAUUCUCAUAAAAGGACAGGAAAUGGUGAUGCUUAUUCCUAUGGCUACAACAAUGACAACUGCACUUGGCAUUACAGGCCUUGUAAUUGUCCAAAUCAAAACUACAAAUAUGUCAACAUUGAAGGCUGUUACAACUGCUCUCGAGAUGAAUACUUUGACCAUGAGAAGAAAAGAUGCAUGCCAUGUGGAGAUGAAAGCACUAGUACAACUACUGAAACAUCUUCACCUUCAACAGUAACAACAGUGCAGCCUAAAGUAAUGAGCAUCUCUACCACAAGUACCCUACCAAGAGUACCUAGUAUUUCUUCUUCUGCAGCUACUAUAUCAACCGCGACUACAAAUCCAACAAUAACAUCAAAAAUCACAGUUCCAAGAACUCCAUCAGCAUCACCUCUUGUCACAAUAAAGUCAACAACUGAGAGUGAGGGAACCCAAGCAACCACUCUGCACCACCGAGUCCCAGUAGUUGUCACCCACAGAAGACCAACAAAGACACACCUCGUGCAGCCUCUCAUCACACAGAAGACCACCACUCCUACAUCUGCCAGCAGCACCUCUGUCACAAAAGAGGCCAGCCCUGCCAGCAGCCCAGAAGUCCCACUGACACAGAUGUCUCCAAGCCCCAGCUCUUUACCUGUCACGUCAGCCUCAUCUGCUUUUUUCCCCUCCUCAGCUGUGUCUUCAACACAUUUGAGACCAUCACGUCCUGCAAGGGAGCCAACCAGAGCUAAGACUCCAACUAGUAAAGUAGUAACAGCCUUCACCCACAAACAGACUGCAGUUCCAUACAUUUUGACACCUCCGACCACGCAGAAGACCACCGCCACCACCUCCGCCAGCACCACCUCCAAGACCUCUGUCUCCACAGGGGCCAGCCCCGCUAGCAGCACACAAGUCCCUCUGGCGUGGACCUCUCUGAGUCCCAGCAGCCCGCUCAGCACCCGCCUGCCACCUCCCGCCACUUCCACGGUCUCCUCCACAUCGGCCCCAACCACCAGCCCAAAGCCUACGCCUACGACCCUAAGGCCCAAGCCUUCUUCCCCGAGGACCCGGGCUCCAGAAGAGCUGUCCACACCAGAGUCCUCCGCACCCUCCACAGCCAAGACCAGCCCGCUGCCCUCGCCUGCAUCUUCGCCCGCCUCAACUGUGUCCUCAACGCGGCUGAGCUCCUCACACCCCCCCUUCACCCACAAACAGACUGCAGUUCCAUACAUUUUGACACCUCCGACCACGCAGAAGACCACCGCCACCACCUCCGCCAGCACCACCUCCAAGACCUCUGUCUCCACAGGGGCCAGCCCCGCUAGCAGCACACAAGUCCCUCUGGCGUGGACCUCUCUGAGUCCCAGCAGCCCGCUCAGCACCCGCCUGCCACCUCCCGCCACUUCCACGGUCUCCUCCACAUCGGCCCCAACCACCAGCCCAAAGCCUACACCUACGACCCUAAGGCCCAAGCCUUCUUCCCCGAGGACCCGGGCUCCAGAAGAGCUGUCCACACCAGAGUCCUCCGCACCCUCCACAGCCAAGACCAGCCCGCUGCCCUCGCCUGCAUCUUCGCCCGCCUCAACUGUGUCCUCAACGCGGCUGAGCUCCUCACACCCCCCCUUCACCCACAAACAGACUGCAGUUCCAUACAUUUUGACACCUCCGACCACGCAGAAGACCACCGCCACCACCUCCGCCAGCACCACCUCCAAGACCUCUGUCUCCACAGGGGCCAGCCCCGCUAGCAGCACACAAGUCCCUCUGGCGUGGACCUCUCUGAGUCCCAGCAGCCCGCUCAGCACCCGCCUGCCACCUCCCGCCACUUCCACGGUCUCCUCCACAUCGGCCCCAACCACCAGCCCAAAGCCUACGCCUACGACCCUAAGGCCCAAGCCUUCUUCCCCGAGGACCCGGGCUCCAGAAGAGCUGUCCACACCAGAGUCCUCCGCACCCUCCACAGCCAAGACCAGCCCGCUGCCCUCGCCUGCAUCUUCGCCCGCCUCAACUGUGUCCUCAACGCGGCUGAGCUCCUCACACCCCCCCUUCACCCACAAACAGACUGCAGUUCCAUACAUUUUGACACCUCCGACCACGCAGAAGACCACCGCCACCACCUCCGCCAGCACCACCUCCAAGACCUCUGUCUCCACAGGGGCCAGCCCCGCUAGCAGCACACAAGUCCCUCUGGCGUGGACCUCUCUGAGUCCCAGCAGCCCGCUCAGCACCCGCCUGCCACCUCCCGCCACUUCCACGGUCUCCUCCACAUCGGCCCCAACCACCAGCCCAAAGCCUACGCCUACGACCCUAAGGCCCAAGCCUUCUUCCCCGAGGACCCGGGCUCCAGAAGAGCUGUCCACACCAGAGUCCUCCGCACCCUCCACAGCCAAGACCAGCCCGCUGCCCUCGCCUGCAUCUUCGCCCGCCUCAACUGUGUCCUCAACGCGGCUGAGCUCCUCACACCCCCCCUUCACCCACAAACAGACUGCAGUUCCACACAUUUUGACACCUCCGACCACGCAGAAGACCACCGCCACCACCUCCGCCAGCACCACCUCCAAGACCUCUGUCUCCACAGGGGCCAGCCCCGCUAGCAGCACACAAGUCCCUCUGGCGUGGACCUCUCUGAGUCCCAGCAGCCCGCUCAGCACCCGCCUGCCACCUCCCGCCACUUCCACGGUCUCCUCCACAUCGGCCCCAACCACCAGCCCAAAGCCUACGCCUACGACCCUAAGGCCCAAGCCUUCUUCCCCGAGGACCCGGGCUCCAGAAGAGCUGUCCACACCAGAGUCCUCCGCACCCUCCACAGCCAAGACCAGCCCGCUGCCCUCGCCUGCAUCUUCGCCCGCCUCAACUGUGUCCUCAACGCGGCUGAGCUCCUCACACCCGGCAGCCUUCACCCACAAACAGACUGCAGUUCCACACAUUUUGACACCUCCGACCACGCAGAAGACCACCGCCACCACCUCCGCCAGCACCACCUCCAAGACCUCUGUCUCCACAGGGGCCAGCCCCGCUAGCAGCACACAAGUCCCUCUGGCGUGGACCUCUCUGAGUCCCAGCAGCCCACCUCUUCCCAGCAGCCCGCUCAGCACCCGCCUGCCACCUCCCGCCACUUCCAUGGUCUCCUCCACAUCGGCCCCAACCACCGGCCCAAAGCCUACGCCUACAAACCUCAGUGCUUCCACAUUUAGGACUGCUGAAAUUACUACAUAUUUUUCCAUGCAAAACACUACAUUAACUCCGCUUGGGAAAACAUCUUCCUUAGUAGUUCCUACGAGUAUCUAUGCAAGGUCUACACCAGUUUUCACCCCAACUGUUUUAUCCACAACACUGACUUUUGCUCCCAGUGUUACUACUACUGCUUCUACACAGUCAGCUGGCAGGACCCCUUUGCAAACAACAACAUUGUCCACUACCCACACUACAUUCAUUCCUUCUUUCAGCUCUAGACUUUCAACCUCCUUGCCUCAAUUUGUACCGUCUUCAGCACCACCAGAGCAUUGUAGAGAACUCAAAUAUGAAGAGAAAAUCACUUACAAAGGCUGUUCUACAAAUGUCACCUUAAGCCGAUGUGAAGGAGCGUGCCCAUCUUCAACAACGUGGAGUGUUGAGAAAAUGACAGUCACCACAGCAUGCAGCUGCUGUGUGCCACUUAAGCUUCUUAAGAAGGAAUUACAACUGCCAUGCCAAGACCCCGAUAACCCUGGAAAAAGGCUCAUUACAGAAAUAGUUGUAUUUGGUGGCUGCGUUUGUAAUUUUGACAGUUGCAUACACUAG
Messenger RNA from Phalacrocorax carbo (great cormorant), 7161 nucleotides. Lineage: Eukaryota; Metazoa; Chordata; Aves; Suliformes; Phalacrocoracidae. The record is from RefSeq and is a predicted model, not a curated record.